UAUAUGCUGGACUUAAUUGUUAAUUCUGGUCCUGAUAUAAACAAUGUAAAUGGUAAAUUGUCGAAGUUUCUAGAUGAAAAACCAAUUUAGUCUAGCACUAUAAUUAUGAUACAAACCAUGUAAUUGGGUAAAUUUGAUCCAUGAAUGUGUUCUCGUCUACUUACGCCGCAGCGUAUACAUAUUCAUCAGUGCAGAGCACGCAACCAAAAUGAAACGUGUGCAUAGGCUUUUUCGGUGUUUUGUGCGGUUUUUUAUUAUCGCAUCCUGGCUCGUAUUCAAACCCGUACAAUGUGACCAGCAACAAGUCCCUGUCCACUAUCCCAAUCGCAUCGUCUUCACGAAUGAAUCGAGACCGUUCACCAUACGAGUGACCCGGUUCAUCUGUACGGAAACGCCAUACGAAGUGUCGGAGCUGUUGCAGUGCAAAACUAUACUGCGCCGAAAUAGUCCAACAUACUUGAACUUAACGAUACACGUACCGAAGGUGUUGAACGUCGUGUAUUUCCAGAACCGAACUUACAAUGUCGCUUACUGGCUGGAGGAUAAAUUCUUUCCCAAGUCGGUGCCAGCCGGAGACUAUCGACAGGACGUUUGGUUUCGUGAUGAGCUGAACAAAACACUAUUAUCGUAUCAAGCUUACUUUUCUGUUCGCCGCAGGGGUGUAUGGAAAUCUUUGAUCGAGUGGUAGAGCCGACAAAUGAUGUGUGAAAGCGAUAGAAAGCGAAAUGUAUCGUAGUAAAUACACAAUUAUGCAUCCGGACAGUCAGCUUCUAAUCAAUGCAAGAUGUUGUAUAUUUUGCUAACACCAACAAGCUGAAGCAAAUGUUUAAAUAAUGUUCUCAUUUUAUUACAAUAGUAAAGAAAUCCUACUGAUACUGUGUUAUAUUCUAUUUUUGACCCAAUCAACAUAAUCGAUAUGCUUUCUCGCUCUGUUCAGUUUGAGGGACUGUUAGAUAGAACAAGAAAGAAUGGUAAUUUUUUGCCUGGAAAACUAUCUACCGUUCCAGAUCAUUGAAAAAUAUAUGUGAAUUAUGCCGAUGAUUAGAUUCGCACAGUUAGUAAAUAUAAACGCAUUGGUAAUGUUUUGGACAGUACUUAAUUGAGGAUUAUUUGUUGAGCUAUCGUGAAAAUCGUACCGAUUAUUUUGCUAUUCUUGUUGUUUUUGUGUGUAUUUAUAUACUUGAAAUGUUCAAGCCAGAUAUUCUAUUUUUUACAAAAAGAAUUGCCGUAGUGUCAAUUUCACUUCAUGAGAUUUGAUACAAUUAUUCACGCUUGGUAGUAUAUUUUUAGCAGAA
Molecule: messenger RNA, 1295 nt
Organism: Anopheles merus
Lineage: Eukaryota; Metazoa; Arthropoda; Insecta; Diptera; Culicidae
Exons: 2
Coding region: 209-688 (159 amino acids)
Source: RefSeq, a predicted model, not a curated record